AUGACAGCCGUCCCAGAAACAAUCCUCCACGCCCUCUCCCUGCCAAAAGACCCAUCAAAGGUCACCCUCUCCACAUCCGGCCUAGGCUCCGGCUUCACGAGCACAGGCGCAAUCCGCGCCAAAGUGCCCGGAGCAAACGGCGAAGAAGAACGCCGCUACUUCAUAAAAACCUCCGCAGACGGCAAAGCCGCCGAAGAAAUGUUCCGCGGCGAAUACGAAUCGCUAAAUGCCAUCGCGGGCUCCGUACCAGGUUUCUGCCCUAAAGCACUAGCCUGGGGCCCACUGGAAGAAGGGCAGACGAAGAAGUACUUCCUCGCGACGGAAUUCCUCGAUCUCGGCGCUCGGUCUCGCUCAGAUGAGAGCAGCGCAAGCUCGCUGGCGGCUCGAUUGGGGAAGUUACAUUCCACGCCUGCACCGCCGGACCCUAGCACCGGUCGUCGACGAUUCGGAUUCCCCGUCCCCACCUUUUGCGGGGAUACGAAGCAGCCGAAUCGGUUCUAUGAUAGCUGGGCUGAUUUUUAUGCGAAUGAGCGACUGCUGACGAUCCUGUCGACGUCUGAAGAGCGGAAUGGGAAGGAUGCUGGCUUGCGUGAUCUCGUCGAGAAGACUGCCUACGGCGUUGUGCCGCGGCUACUUGGGGACCAGCAUUUGGGGUAUAAGGACGGAAAAGGGGAGGGCAUUAUUCCUGUUGUUAUUCAUGGUGAUUUGUGGAGUGGGAAUGCGGAUCGGGGGAAGAUUGUUGGUGCGGGGGGUGAGGAUAAGGUUGGGGAUGUGGUUUAUGAUCCGUCUGCUUGUUAUGGGCAUAGUGAGUUCGAGUUGGGGAUUAUGCAUAUGUUUGGUGGGUUUGGGAGUCGGUUUUUUGAGCAGUAUCAUCGGGUUGUGCCGAAGACGGAGCCUGUGGGGGAGUAUGAGGAUCGGGUUAGGUUGUAUGAGUUGUAUCAUCAUUUGAAUCACCAUGCUAUCUUUGGUGGUGGGUAUCGCUCUGGUGCGAUGUCGAUUAUGCAGAAGUUGGUGAGGAAGUAUGGGAAUGGGGAGUAA
Molecule: messenger RNA, 1038 nt
Organism: Penicillium argentinense
Lineage: Eukaryota; Fungi; Ascomycota; Eurotiomycetes; Eurotiales; Aspergillaceae
Product: putative fructosamine-3-kinase
Exons: 2
Coding region: 1-1038 (345 amino acids)
Source: RefSeq, a predicted model, not a curated record